AUGCGCGAAAUAGUUCACGUACAAGCUGGACAAUGUGGAAAUCAAAUCGGAUCCAAGUUCUGGGAGAUAAUAUCAGAUGAGCAUGGAGUGGACCCCAACGGUAUCUACAAGGGCGAGAGCGACCUACAGCUCGAACGCAUCAAGGUGUACUACAAUGAAGCGUCUACAGGCAAAUAUGUGCCUCGUGCAGUGUUGGUGGAUUUGGAGCCUGGCACAAUGGACUCCGUGAGGUCUGGACCUUACGGUCAGCUGUUCAGACCAGACAACUUCGUGUUUGGCCAGAGCGGUGCCGGUAACAACUGGGCCAAGGGUCAUUAUACAGAGGGCGCUGAGUUAGUCGAUGCUGUCAUGGAUGUCAUUCGCAAAGAAGCUGAAGGCUGUGAUUGUUUACAAGGAUUCCAGCUGACCCACUCCUUGGGUGGAGGCACAGGAUCUGGCAUGGGUACUCUGUUACUCAGUAAGAUCCGCGAAGAGUUCCCUGAUAGGAUCAUGAACACCUUCAGUGUUGUCCCAUCCCCUAAGGUAAGCGAGGUAGUCCUAGAACCAUACAACGCGACGCUCUCAGUGCAUCAGCUGGUAGAAAACACAGACAUGUCAUUCUGUAUCGACAACGAAGCUCUCUACAACAUCUGCUUCAGAACUCUACGACUUGCCAGCCCUAGCUACGGGGAUUUGAAUCAUUUGAUUUCGCUCACAAUGUCAGGAGUGACAACUUGCCUCCGUUUCCCCGGACAAUUAAACGCCGACUUAAGGAAACUGGCCGUCAACAUGGUACCAUUCCCUAGGCUGCAUUUCUUCAUGCCUGGUUUUGCUCCUCUCACAGCUAGGAAUUCGUUCAACUUCCGUGCACAGACUGUUCCUGAACUGAUGAGUCAGAUGUUCAACUCCUCGAACAUGAUGACGGCGGCCGACCCGCGCCACGGUCGAUACCUCACGGUAGCUACUAUAUUCAGAGGCAGAAUGUCCAUGAAGGAAGUUGACGAACAGAUAUUGUCGAUACAGAACAAGAAUUCUAGCUACUUCGUAGAAUGGAUCCCCAACAACUUGAAGGUCGCUGUGUGUGACAUUCCCCCACGAGGACUGAAGAUGUCUGCCACGUUCAUGGGCAACAGUACUGCUAUACAGGAGAUCUUCAAACGCAUCUCUGAGCAAUUCACUGCUAUGUUCCGACGAAAGGCUUUCCUCCACUGGUACACAGGCGAGGGUAUGGAUGAGAUGGAGUUCACUGAGGCAGCUAGCAACAUGGCGGAUCUUAUCUCUGAGUACCAGCAGUACCAGGAGGCCAAUGUUGAUGACGAAGAUAUCUUCGACGAAGAAGAAGAACAACAAGAGGAAUAUCAAGCUGAACCGAGAGAAGUCAGCAACACUAUGGCCAUGAUAUAA
Spodoptera littoralis (African cotton leafworm) is the source of this 1383-nucleotide messenger RNA. Lineage: Eukaryota; Metazoa; Arthropoda; Insecta; Lepidoptera; Noctuidae. The record is from the annotation of a GenBank genome assembly.